UGGUCGGUUGUCGCUGACUUGUCCGCUGUGCUCGUGUGACCUGCUGUGUCCUCCAACAGUCGCGAUUUGACAGCCGGUCGUUUGAGGACAAGAGCUCCAAAAAUCAUGGUUUUCGAGGAGAAGAUGAUCAUGAACGGAGAGCCCGAUGAUGAGGAGGAAGAAGAGGAGGAGGAGGAAGAGGAAGAUAUGGUGGAUCCAAUCGACGCGAUGCGACAGAAGUGUGAAGAGGCGGAGCAUUGUGUUCACACUCGGAAGCUUCUGGAGCAGUGCGAGACCAGAGUUGGCUCUCGGUCUUCCACGGCUGAGGAUUGUACUGAGGAGCUGUUUGACUUCUUGCAUGCUCGGGACCACUGUGUGGCACACAAACUGUUCCAUUCGGUCAAAUGAAGUCCUCCCUGGUUGUUGCACUGCUGGCUGAUGACAUUCUUGAAAUAUUGUGUUAUGAGGAGAAAAUUGUUUUAAAUACAUCCAUAUGUGGAUCUGCUGUCUGUUGUAACUUUAAAUGUAUACUAUACUGUAUCUGCUUAUGUGAAGAAAUAACAGUAUUUAACAAGGUAGUCUGAGUCAACAUUUCAUUAAAGUGGAUGGCUUGAAAACCUU
This is a messenger RNA of Dicentrarchus labrax (European seabass), 600 nucleotides long. It is a transcript of the gene uqcrh, whose product is annotated as cytochrome b-c1 complex subunit 6, mitochondrial. The record is from RefSeq and is a predicted model, not a curated record. Gene Ontology annotation, biological process: mitochondrial electron transport, ubiquinol to cytochrome c. Lineage: Eukaryota; Metazoa; Chordata; Actinopteri; Moronidae. The transcript is spliced from 4 exons. Bases 106 to 387 code for a protein of 93 amino acids.